Molecule: messenger RNA, 6669 nt
Organism: Pseudocercospora fijiensis CIRAD86
Lineage: Eukaryota; Fungi; Ascomycota; Dothideomycetes; Mycosphaerellales; Mycosphaerellaceae
Exons: 1
Coding region: 1-6609 (2202 amino acids)
Cellular component (GO): nucleus
Molecular function (GO): ATP binding; ATP hydrolysis activity; nucleic acid binding
Source: RefSeq, a predicted model, not a curated record
AUGUCGUCGUCCAAGCAGGGCAGCGGCAAUGCCGACAACAACCUCAACCAGUACAAGUACUCUGCUAUGAGUAACUUGGUGCUGCAGGCCGACAGACGUUUUGUUUCGAGACGUGGCGACGAUGCGACCGGCGAUCCAGAGUCACUGGCUGGAAGGAUUAAUCUGGGCGAAAUGGGCUCAAGAACAUCGAGGGAAAAGGCUCCAGUCUCGGCCGCGACACAGGAUCAGGCGCGCAAGAGAAAACGGACAGAGCCUGUGCAGGGUUCGCGCGCUGCUGGCAUCUUGUCAAAUGCGGAUAUGAAUGUCGAAGGUCUGAAAUACCGACCUCGGACGGCGGCGACCAAGGAUGUUUAUGACUUGAUCUCUUCUGAGGUUGCCAAGAAGAUGGGCGGAGACUAUGGUCUGUCGAUCACAGCUUCUGCGACAGAUUCGAUAUUGGAAUAUCUCAAGGAUCCUGGAAUGAAGGACUUCGACAAGAAGAAGGAAAUUGACGAUAUCCUUGGUAUCACGACUUCGAGCAAAGAGUUCAAUCAGCUGGUGAAUCUGGGCAAGAAGAUUACGGAUUAUGAUGCUCAAGAUGAAGAUGAGGAUAUGAAGGAUGACGAGGAUGCGGACUUGGACGACCAGCAGGGUGUGGCAGUCGACUUCGGUGACGAGGACGAUGACGAGAAUGCUGGGCAAACAUUUGAGGUCCGAGACGAAGGCGAAGACUCAGAAGACGAUCUCGAGCUUGGCGCAGAAGAAGCUGCUGAAGACGGUGCAGGUCCACCUCCAGACGCUGAUGGUGGAGACGAGGAAGAGGAUGACGGCAUGGUGAUUGAAAGCCGGCCCCGGCGACGAGGAAAGGAAGACAGCGACCCAAACUUCGUACCUGCACACGAGAUCGAUGCAUACUGGCUGCAACGGCAAAUAGGGCAGAUUUAUGACGACGUGCAUAUCCAGGCCGAGAAGACGCGAGAGGCGGAAAGCAUUAUGUCUGGCGUGGAUGAGUCUGGAGAAGAAAAGCCCUUGCGUGAGGUUGAAAAUGACUUGAUGGAGCUAUUUGACUACGAACACCACGAACUUGUUGGCAAGCUUGUGAAGAACAGAGACAAGAUCAUCUGGGUCACGCGAUGGCGAAAGGUGGCCGAAGACGACGCGUCGAGAGUCGCAUUUGAGAAAGAGAUGGUCAAUGCCGGACACGCUAGCAUACUGAAGGAGCUGCGAGGACGAGAUGCAGCUCCAGAAAAGACUGGUCCAAAGCUCCAAGUCAAGCUUGACCCCAUGCAGCUUGAUGCCAAGCUGGAAGCCAAGGACGAGGAUGAAGUGAAGAAGGAAGGUCUGGUCGGUGGACUCCAGCCACGGAAGACUCUGAAUCUGGACGAUCUGAAAUUCGAUCAAGGCAAUCACCUCAUGACCAACCAGAACGUACGAUUACCGCAAGGGUCGACCAAGCGGACUUUCAAAGGCUACGAGGAAAUUCAUGUUCCAGCGCCGAAGCGAAAACAGAUUCCUGGCGAAAAGCCUCUCAUUCCCACAUCUGAUCUUCCAUCUUGGGCGCGAACAGGAUUUGGCACAUCUCAAUCCCUCAACCGCAUUCAGACGCAAUGUUACGCAUCUGCAUUCGAGGACGAUGGUAACAUGCUGAUUUGCGCGCCCACUGGUUCUGGUAAAACGAACGUGGCUAUGCUUACCAUGCUUCGCGAGAUUGGCAAGCACCGAGAUCCAACUACAGGAGAGAUCAACUUGGAUGAGUUCAAGAUCAUUUACAUUGCACCUUUGAAAGCUUUGGUGCAAGAGCAAGUCGGCAACUUUGGCAAGCGGCUUGAGUCGUAUGGCAUCACGGUUUCUGAACUCACUGGUGAUCGACAGCUCACCAAACAGCAAAUUGCGGAAACACAGGUCAUUGUCACUACACCGGAGAAGUGGGAUGUCAUUACUCGCAAGGCUACCGACACCAGCUACACCAACCUGGUUCGCCUAAUAUGUAUUGACGAGAUUCAUCUUCUCCAUGAUGAUCGUGGUCCGGUCCUGGAGAGCAUCGUGUCUCGAACAAUCAGACGAACAGAACAAACUGGCGAUCCCGUCCGUAUCGUUGGUCUAUCAGCUACUCUGCCUAACUACCGAGACGUAGCUACUUUCCUUCGAGUUGAUCCACAGAAAGACCUCUACCACUUCGACGGCACCUUCCGACCUUGCCCUCUCAAGCAGGAGUUUAUCGGCGUUACAGACAAGAAGGCUAUCAAACAGCUCAAGACCAUGAACGAGGUCUGCUAUACCAAGGUCUUAGAGCAAGUUGGGCAGAACAAGAACCAGAUGCUGAUCUUCGUUCACUCAAGAAAAGAGACUGCGAAGACUGCGAAGUUCAUCCGAGACAAAGCCCUUGAGGCAGAUACGAUUGGACAGAUCAUUCGGAGCGAUGCGGCAAGUCGAGAGAUUCUGCGAGAAGAGUCGGAGACCGUUGCCAACGCUGACCUUAAGGAUGUUCUUCCCUACGGCUUUGGUAUUCACCAUGCUGGUAUGAGCAGAGCAGAUCGAACCACAGUAGAGGAUCUUUUCGCAUCUGGUGAGAUUCAAGUCCUGGUUUGCACUGCGACACUGGCGUGGGGUGUCAAUUUGCCAGCGCAUACGGUCAUCAUCAAAGGAACGCAAAUCUACUCACCCGAGAAAGGUUCCUGGGUCGAGCUCAGUCCUCAGGAUGUGCUGCAAAUGCUUGGCCGUGCUGGUCGUCCACAGUACGACACCUAUGGAGAAGGUAUCAUCAUCACCACACAGGCAGAGAUUCAGUACUACUUGUCUCUGCUCAACCAGCAAUUACCGAUUGAGUCGCAAUUUGUGUCGAGAUUGGCAGACAAUCUGAAUGCUGAGAUCGUGCUUGGCAAUGUCCGAACUCGUGACGAAGGCGUGGAAUGGCUUGGAUACACUUAUCUUUUCGUACGGAUGCUACGUUCUCCAGCACUUUAUCAAGUUGGCGCAGACUAUGAAGAAGACGAAACGCUCGAACAAAAGCGCGUUGACCUCAUCCACUCUGCUGCGGCGGUUCUGGAGAAAGCUAGUCUGAUCAAGUAUGACAAGAAGACAGGCCGCUUCCAGUCAACCGAUCUUGGCCGAGUCGCAAGUCAUUACUACAUCACGCAUGCCAGUAUGUUGACUUACAACAUGCAUAUCCAGCCAUCCGUCAGCCCCAUUGAGCUUUUCAGGAUUUUUGCUCUCAGCGAAGAGUUCAAGUACAUUCCGGUGAGACAGGAUGAGAAGCUCGAAUUGGCAAAGCUUCUUGGCCGAGUACCUAUCCCCGUCAAGGAGACCAUUGAUGAGCCACAUUGCAAGAUCAAUGUGCUUUUGCAGGCAUACGUGAGCAGACUGAAGUUGGAAGGCCUAGCCCUGAUGGCAGAUCUUGUCUACGUUACUCAGUCUGCAGGCCGUAUCUUGAGAGCCAUGUUCGAAAUUGCACUCAAGAAAGGCUGGUCGCAAGUGGCCAAAGAUGCACUGGACCUGUGUAAAAUGGCAGAGAAGCGCAUGUGGCCAACAAUGACACCUCUGCGGCAAUUUCCAGAUUGCUCGCCAGACAUCAUCAAGAAGGCUGAGCGAAUGGACGUGCCAUGGACCAGCUAUUUCGACCUCGAUCCACCUCGAAUGGGUGAGCUUCUGGGCAUGCCCAAGCAAGGACGACAAGUAUGCAACCUGGUCGCCAAAUUUCCCAGACUGAGUCUCCAGGCACAAUGUCAGCCCAUCACUCGGUCCAUGCUUCGAGUUGAGCUGACGUUGACGCCGAACUUCGAGUGGGAUGAUUCGAUCCAUGGCCGCGCUGAGAGUUGGUGGAUCAUGGUUGAGGAUUGCGAUGGAGAAGAUAUUCUCUUUCACGACCAGUUCCUCCUGCGUAAGGAAUACGCCAUUGUGGAAAUGAAUGAGCAUAUCGUCGAAUUCACGGUGCCCAUCACCGAGCCGAUGCCACCAAACUAUUUCAUUUCUGUCUUCAGCGACAGGUGGAUGCACGCAGAGAGCAAGCUUACACUGUCCUUCCAAAAGUUGGCCCUACCCGACAAGUUCCCACCACACACGCCUCUGUUGGAUAUGCAGCCUUUGCCAGUGCAGGCUUUGAAGCGGGAAGAUUUCGUUGGCCUUUAUGAGCAGUGGCCACAAUUCAAUAAGAUCCAGACUCAGACGUUCAACGCGCUAUUCCAGUCUGACGACAACGUCUUCGUUGGUGCGCCGACUGGCAGUGGGAAGACGACUUGCGCCGAGUUCGCACUGUUGAGACACUUUACGAAGAAGGAAGCGGGCAGAGCAGUAUAUAUUGCGCCAUUCCAAGAGCAAAUCGAUGCGCAGCACAAGUCGUGGAAAGCCAGACUAGGCCCGAUAGCUGGAGGCAAGACCGUCGUCAAGCUUACUGGUGAGACCACGGGCGAUCUAAAGCUGUUGGCAGAGGGUGAUCUUAUCCUUGCUACGCCAGUGCAAUGGGACAUGAUGUCUCGAGGCUGGCAAAGACGGAAAAAUGUUCAGAACGUCAGCCUGAUCAUCGCAGACGACCUGCACAUGCUCGGUGGACAUCACGGCUACAUCUACGAGGCAGUCAUGUCAAGAUCGCAGGCUAUCAAAGCACAGCUUGAGAACGACCUGCGCACGAUCGGACUGAGCGUGUCUCUCUCGAACGCGCGAGACAUUGGCGAAUGGAUCGGAUGCAACAAGCACACCAUAUUCAACUUCAGCCCGAAUAACCGACCGCUGCCACUCAAUCUUCACCUGCAGACCUUCAACAUUCCUCACUUCCCGUCGCUCAUGCUGGCUAUGACCAAGCCGACGUACCAGGCUAUCUUGCAGUAUGCACCAGAGAAGCCAACGAUCGUCUUUGUGCCAAGCAGGAAACAGGUUCGAGCUACUGCACAAGAUCUCCUGGCGGCUUGUGUUGCAGACGACAAUGAAGACAGAUUUUUGCAUGCUGAGGCAGAAGAGCUCGAGAAAAUAUUGGCGAAGGUCAAAGAGCGAAGCCUUGCAGAGAGCUUGGCUCAUGGUAUUGCUUACUACCAUGAAGCUCUGUCGGAUUCAGACAAGCGCAUCGCUGAGCAUCUAUUCACGGUAGGUGCUGCGCAGGUCAUGCUGGUCUCGAGGGACUGCGCUUGGGAGAUCCAGAGCUUUGCUCAUUUGGUGAUCGUCAUGGGUACACAAUUCUUCGAAGGCCGAGAGCAUCGAUACAUUGACUAUCCCAUCAGUGACGUGCUGCAGAUGUUUGGCAAAGCUGGACGACCCUCAGAAGAUAAAGACGCACGUGGAGUGCUGAUGUGUCCGGACGUCAAGCGCAACUAUUACAAGAAGUUUCUUGGCGAGGCACUGCCCAUCGAGAGUCAGUUGCUCAGCUAUAUGCAUGACGCAUUCGUCACAGAGAUCAGCACCAAGACCAUAGAGUCAACGCAAGAUGCCGUCGACUGGACUACUUACACAUACUUCUACCGACGACUUCUGGCAAAUCCAAGCUUCUACGGCUUGACAGAUACUUCGCACGAAGGCCUCAGCACAUACCUCUCCGAACAAGUGGAGCAGACUCUCAAAGACCUCAAUGAUGCCAAUAUCAUCGAUCUCGACGAGGAAGAAGACACAAUCACGCCGCUUAAUGCCGCCAUGAUUGCAGCUUACUACAACAUCUCCUUCAUCACGAUGCAGACACUUCUGCUUUCACUCAAACGUAGCACGAAGCUGAAAGGCAUCCUUGAAAUCGUCACUGCCGCCACCGAAUUUGAGGACGUUCAAAUCAGACGGCACGACGAGCACGUCCUGCAACGCAUCUACGAUCGCGUCCCCGUCAAGCUUUCCGAAGCCAACUUUGAAUCACCACACUUCAAAGCCUUCGUCCUCCUCCAAGCCCAUUUCUCCCGCAUGCAACUCCCUCUCGACCUCGCCAAAGACCAAGAAGUCAUUCUCCGCAAAGUCCUCAACCUCCUCAGCGCCUGCGUCGACGUCCUCUCCUCCGAAGGCCACCUCAACGCCAUGUCCGCCAUGGAAAUUUCUCAAAUGGUCGUCCAAGCCAUGUGGGACCGCGACUCCCCCCUCAAACAAAUCCCACACUUCUCCGACGAAAAAAUCCAAGUCUGCGAAAAAUUCGGAAUCAAAGACGUCGUGGAAUUCCAAGACGCCAUGGAUCCCGAAGAAAAUCCAAACCACAAAUCCCUCAUGUCCGCUCUCAACUUCUCUACACCCGAACUCGCCGACGCGGCGAAUUUCGUCAACGAACGAUACCCCAACAUCGAUCUCGACUUCGAACUCGAAGAUCCCGAUUCCAUCACUUCCGGAACUCCUACAUCCCUCAACAUCUCUCUCACACGUCAAUUAGAAGACGACGAAGAACCUAAUCUCAAAGUCCACGCCCCCUUCUAUCCCGCGGAGAAAACUGAGAAUUUCUGGCUUGUGGUGGGAGAGGAGAGUACGAGGAGUUUGCUUGCGAUCAAGAGGGUGACGGUUUUUAGGGAUUUGAAGACGAAAUUGGAAGUUGUGGUGCCGACGCCCGGGAAACAUGAGUUGACGCUGUUUUUGAUGUGUGAUGGUUAUGUUGGGGUUGAUCAGGCUCCGACUUUUGUUGUGGAGGUUGCGGAGGGCAUGGAGGAGGAUGAGGAUGAGGGGGAUGAGGAGGGGGGUGAGUAGAAUUUUGAAUGUGGGUGUGGUAGAAAAGACUAGAGUGAAUGGUGUGUGGUAAUUCCUUUC